Molecule: messenger RNA, 1125 nt
Organism: [Torrubiella] hemipterigena
Lineage: Eukaryota; Fungi; Ascomycota; Sordariomycetes; Hypocreales; Clavicipitaceae
Source: the annotation of a GenBank genome assembly
AUGGCUAUUAUUCGAGUCGCUAUUGUUGGCCUCUCUGCCAAUGCUAAGACAGCAUGGGCUGCUGUUGGCCAUCUACCCUAUCUAUUAUCUGCACGCGGUAGAAAGAAUUUCAAAAUCACUGCACUACUUAAUUCAAGCACAGAAGCCGCUCAAAAGGCUAUUGAAAAGUAUUUUCCCGACGACACAGGUAUCAAAGCCUAUGGAAAUCCAGAGGACCUAGCUGCCGAUCCAGAAGUUGAUCUCGUUGUGACUUCUACACGAGUAGACACACAUUACUCUGCCACCCUUCCAUCCAUUAAAGCAGGAAAAGUGCCAUACAUUGAAUGGCCACUUGCCCAAGAUGUCAAACAUGCCGAGGAGCUUCAAGACGCUGUUGGAGCCAACGGGAAAUCAAUUGUCGGUUUACAGGGCAGAUAUGUACCGCUGUUCGAAAAGGUCAAGGCGCUUAUUGAUGAGGGUAAGAUUGGCAAAGUCCUAAGCUCUGAACUGCGAGCCUUUGGAGGAACAGUGGAUCGCGAGACACUCACAAACAAAUUGGACUACUUCACUGAUAGAUCUAUCGGUGGUAACCCUAUUACCAUCGGCUUUGCACACUUGUUUGAUCAGGUACAGUCUGUCCUCGGCGACGUCAGCGAUAUUCGCUCAAUCGCGCAGAUUCAGCGCCCUGUUGUAAAGUUUAUCGACGAUAAAGGCGCUGUUGUUCGCUCCGAGCCGACCAACGUGCCUGAUCUGCUGCAUCUGUCAGGCCGGCUGGCCGAUAACGCCACAGCAGUGCCUGAUGCUACCGUGUCUGUCUACUUCCGUCGUGGCCAGCCGUUUAAGGGACAGGAUGCAUUUACCUGGAGUGUAAAUGGUGAAAAAGGUGAGAUCCGUCUCACUGCGCGCAAUACCACCUUCUUGGGCGGCCAGCAGGACCCUGGAGAGGUGCAUUUCCAGGUCCAUGACCACGUAACUGAUGAACUUGAGGACAUCACUGCUGAGUGGAGGGAUUGGCAAAAUGAAUACGACUAUGCGGCUGCCAAAGCGAUCGCGGAUGUGUAUGAGCGCUACUUGAACAAUGAGCCCGUCCCGACCUUUGCAGAGGCCGUUGAGCUUCAUCGCAAGCUUGAGCAGAUCCUGCAAUAG